AUAUGCCUGAUGAAAAUGGGUAUUCUUAUUAUCUUUUGCACAUUGGGCACCAUGAACUUCAACAUUGCAUUCAAAAUAAACCAUUUAACAAUGAAAAAGAGCAAUUACAAAAAUGUGUUCACCCAGCACCAGAAACAUUACCAUGA
Messenger RNA from Entrophospora candida, 146 nucleotides. NCBI's taxonomy places the organism in Eukaryota, Fungi, Glomeromycota, Glomeromycetes, Entrophosporales, Entrophosporaceae. The record is from the annotation of a GenBank genome assembly.